Molecule: messenger RNA, 1404 nt
Organism: Euleptes europaea (tarantolino)
Lineage: Eukaryota; Metazoa; Chordata; Lepidosauria; Squamata; Sphaerodactylidae
Gene: CFAP53
Product: cilia and flagella associated protein 53
Exons: 7
Coding region: 112-1404 (430 amino acids)
Source: RefSeq, a predicted model, not a curated record
GCCUCGGCGUACGUCAAGGGCCACUUCCUGGCCCGCCAGAUCAACGAAAGGGAGGAACUGAAUGAACGCAAACGGCUUCACCGCCUGGUGCAGAAGAGGGUGAACGCUGAAAUGCAGGGCUUCCUGGCUGAGACCGAGGAAAGGAGAGAGAGGCUUCGGGAUCUCCUGGAAAAGGAAGAAAGGGGUUACAUCGUGGAAAUGGAAUCCUUGGAGGAAACCAUUGAGGACAGAAAACAGAAAAUGUUAGCGAAAGCAAAAGUACUGAGAGAGAACCGGGAAGAAGAGAGGCGAAAGAUCGUGGCGGAAAAACGGGAGCAGCAGUUCAGAACAGACUGCGAGGAGCUGAGAAUGCAGUGGAGCAAGAAGCACCUCCUGGAGGUGUGCGAAGACCGGCUGGCCCAGCUGGCCUUGAAGGAGGAGCUGAAGAAGCGACGGGAGCAGGAGGAGGCCACGUACCUGGCUCUUUGGGAAGGGGACUGGCUGGCGAAAGAGCAGCGAUUCGCCGAGGAAGAGCGGAAGCGAUUGACACGGAACAACGACAUGGUGAACAUGCUGAACACCCAGAGAGCGGUGGCGGAAGCGCAGAGGCAGGAGGAGCAGCGGCUCAAGGAUGAGGAGGCGAAGUAUAUGGAAGAGGAACGGCAAUUGCAAAAACUAGAGGACGAGCGUGCCGAGAUCGAGAGGCAGCGGAAGCUGAGGGCGUGCGGGGACAUGCUGCUGGCUUCCAUGAGGGAGAAAAUGAAGCGCCUCAACCAGGCCAGGGAGGAAGAGCUGGCUCUGGAAACGAAGGUCCUGGAUCACAUUCUGAAGCAGUCCCAGGACGACACGGAAGAGCAACAGAGGCGGAAAAAGGAGCUGCUGAAAGAGCAGCAGAUCUAUAAGGCGUACCUGGCUGAGCAGCUGGAGAAGGAAAAACGCCUGGAAAAGGAAAUGGACAAGGUGCGGGAAGAGGAGAUGGCCAGGAUGUGGGCCAGGAGGGCCGAGCGGGAGAAGCGAGGGAAGGAGGCCCGGGAGCGCUUGAUGAAGGAGGUCCUGGAUACGAGGCAGCUGCAGAUCCAGGAGAAACUGCAGAGAAACGCCCAGGAGCAAGAGGCCCUUCUCAGAGACAAGCAAUUGUUUGAUGCGACCGUUCAAGAAUAUAACCGUCUAGAAGAGGAGAAAUACGCAAGGCGCCUGCGGCAAGUGAAGGAAUAUCGGGAAGACCUCCGAGCUCAGAUGGAACACGUCAGGCGAGCCCGGGAGUUUGAAAAAGAAGAGGAGCGCCGCGAAUACGAAUCAGGACUGGAAGCCGAGAUGCUUCUGCAGCAGAAGAUGGCCGACGUCCUUUCGAGACCUUACAUGAAACUGAUAAAUCUCCAUCCUUUGCGAAGGCAGCAGGUCAACAAUCCUCAGUCUGUGAACUGA